This is a messenger RNA of Fusarium pseudograminearum CS3096, 2061 nucleotides long. RefSeq lists its product as uncharacterized. NCBI's taxonomy places the organism in Eukaryota, Fungi, Ascomycota, Sordariomycetes, Hypocreales, Nectriaceae. The record is from RefSeq and is a predicted model, not a curated record. The transcript has 4 exons. Bases 1 to 2061 code for a protein of 686 amino acids.
AUGCGGAACAUGUCAAUUUUGGGUGCUGGCAAGACAUCCUCGCAUUCUCUGCUGGUUCAAACACAAGAUGUUCGCAGUGACACUUUUACAGAAGAAGCCUCGAGUUGGCCCAAUCAUCCCAAAACUCUCGACUAUGGAUGGAAGGUCAUUUGGCUCUUUCCGCUAGUCUUGAUAUGGGUGCCCUUCAUUGUGCUUGCAUUCUUUAUUCACGGAUUGAACGAUAAGCCGAUCUCUGCACAUGGUGAUGCGGUACUUGAAGCUAUAGGGCUCGCAUCGACAUUGUGGCCCAUCGCCUUGGCAGCUGUCCUGGGCGCUCUGGUUCGUACCGUCGCCUUAUUUCGAGCUGAGCAAGGCACAGAACUUGGUACCCUUGCAAUUCUGCUGGGAAGCCAGACCCUUAUCAAUACCAUCAAAACCGCUUUCGUGCUUCGGAUGCUAUCUGUAUGGACACUAGUACUCUUCGUUCUCUGGACGUUCAGUCCCUUGGGCGGCCAGGCCGUUCUCAGAACCAUCCGCACUAAAUCUCACAUCAGUUCACAGGAACACAAAAUUUCAUACAUCCCAGCGGCAGAUGCUGGACCGCCACUCAACUUCGCUCUUUGGGAGAGCUCUUCUACAAGGGGCGACCAGUUGGGAAGGAUACUGCCCAUGUUUGGCGCUGCGCUCUCUGCACCCAAUGCGCUCGCGCAAGCCUCUAACGGAUCCAGUAAAAGAUUCGACGCUGUCAUCAAACAGCUGGGGGGCGUGGAUGUAGCUAGUAAAGAUGCCAAGGUUGAUCUCUGGGGGAAUGUUCGUGUCCCCGAGAUCACGCAGUUGCCCGGUUACAAUAACUUGGAUCUUUACAACUGGAUCAAGGUACCCUCUGAUCAGCUAGCGACAUACGAAUCCUUAAUCGGAAUUCCUAUUCGAGGGAUACCUUCAAACUCUGCUGGCAACUUCACGCUGCAAAUAUCGGCGAGUUACAUCGCUCUAGAGUGCUCCUCCUGGUUCAAUACUUCAGAGUGGCUUUCUCGAAUUCCCAACGGGUUGCGUUCGCACAAAACUAUGAAUGCAAGUAUUGUGGAAGAGAAGGUGACAGAGCUUAAUCGUGGCACGUCACAUACUUACAUGGACAUACCGAAUGGUAUAUCAGGAAGUAAUAGUGACUUCAACUUCUCAAGCGAAGAUAGAUACAGCAUAGGGCCAGUCAAGCGUGGCACAUUGGUCUUCGGUACCAGGAACAACUCUACGAUAUGCGAUAUGAGCAACGUCUAUGUUGACGUUGACAUAAAGUGCGACAGACCUCGCGCUUUUGAGACAAUGGUCUGCCAAGCUCUAAGUGUUCGUCACUCACGCGGCCACGGCGUCUCUAUUCCAAGCACGAAUAUGACAACUAAUCGCGGAACGGCACCAGGAGCCUUUAUAUCUGCUCUGCCCUGGCUGACUCAAUCCUUCCAUCCUGGAGUUAAGUCACCCUUUGAGAACUACCUUACAGACCCAGCGCUAGGUAUGGAAGACGACCUGACAGGCGGCUUUGGUAUCACGACCGAGUUCACCAGACUCCCUCUCAAGGUCUUUGCCCAGAGGCUAGCUUUGGUCAUUAACACGGCCAUGCGUGUUUCGUACUAUGCACCCGCUGUUCUAUCGUUUGGAAAUAUUAAUAUGACAGAGAUGGAGGAUUGGAUGCCAGGGAUGUAUGCAAUCCAGUAUACAAAUACGACUGGAGACUUCACAACCAGUGAGGAGCGGUACCAGGUGCAAAAUAUUUGGAUGGCAAUUUACAUCGUUUCUCUCAUUCUCAUGGGAAUCAGUCUUCUGGCCACAGUUUCGCUCAGCCUUGUAACAAGAGCUCCAGACUUUCUCACAAGCAUCUCAGCUUUGACACGAGACUCUGUCCAUAUUAAUGUCCCGGCAGGUGGCAGCACCUAUUGUGGUGACGAGCGUGCGACGUUGUUAAAGAAUAGGCGCCUGAAGAUCCGAGAUGUUCAGCCUGACGAGGAUAUCGGUUACGUUGCGCUUGCAGAUGACAAUAGUCAUGGAAAUCGAGGUUUAAAGGCGGCGAAGAAGCGCCUGUAUGCUUGA